This is a messenger RNA of Sus scrofa (pig), 2090 nucleotides long. It is a transcript of the gene SLC71A2, whose product is annotated as major facilitator superfamily domain containing 14B. Gene Ontology annotation, biological process: transmembrane transport. Lineage: Eukaryota; Metazoa; Chordata; Mammalia; Artiodactyla; Suidae. Gene Ontology annotation, molecular function: transmembrane transporter activity. Gene Ontology annotation, cellular component: membrane. The record is from RefSeq and is marked provisional.
UCGCUUUCGGUGCGGGAGCUGUGGCGACUGGCCCCUGCAGCUGCCCUCCUCGCUUCUCCUCCUCUGAGGCUCCGACCUCGGCAGCCCUUACGGCCCUUGGCGUCUCCACUGGCGCCACCGUCAGACCCGCGGGCCGCGGUGCCCAUGAGAACGCGGGCCCCGCCGCCGCCUUUGCGGCGUCUCCGUAGUCCCGAAGCGCCCCGAGCCGGCGGGGGCAUGGACGCGGCAUGAACGCGGAGCCGCCACCCGAGCCACAGAAGACGGCGGCGUCGGAGCCCGAGGUGGGAGCCAUGCCGGAGAAGCGCGCGGGUGCGCGGUCCCCUGGCGGCAGCACGCUGCAAGGCUUCGGCCGACCAAGUGUAUACCAUGCUGCUAUUGUCAUCUUCCUUGAAUUCUUUGCAUGGGGCUUAUUGACAACUCCAACAUUAACUGUUCUACACGAAACAUUUCCUCAACACACAUUCCUCAUGAAUGGUCUCAUUCAAGGUGUAAAGGGCCUGCUCUCUUUUCUGAGUGCCCCACUCAUAGGCGCUCUGUCUGAUGUGUGGGGGAGGAAGCCCUUUCUCCUUGCCACUGUCUUCUUCACCUGCUUCCCAAUUCCACUGAUGAGGAUCAGCCCAUGGUGGUAUUUUGCAAUGAUUUCCAUGUCUGGAGUCUUCUCAGUCACAUUCUCUGUGAUAUUUGCCUAUGUAGCUGAUGUUACUCAGGAGCAUGAGCGAAGUACUGCUUAUGGAUGGGUCUCAGCUACGUUUGCGGCCAGUCUGGUCAGCAGCCCAGCCAUUGGAGCAUACCUCUCUGCCAGUUAUGGAGACAGCCUCGUUGUGCUGGUGGCCACAGUGGUGGCUCUUCUGGACAUCUGCUUCAUCUUAUUGGCUGUUCCAGAAUCUUUGCCAGAGAAAAUGAGACCUCUCUCCUGGGGAGCUCACAUUUCUUGGAGACAAGCAGAUCCUUUUGCGUCACUGAAGAAAGUUGGAAAAGAUUCUACUGUCUUACUAAUCUGCAUCACCGUUUUUCUUUCAUACCUUCCUGAAGCUGGACAGUAUUCAAGUUUUUUUCUCUAUCUCAGGCAGGUCAUAGGUUUUGGAUCUGUUAAAAUUACAGCAUUCAUAGCUAUGGUAGGAAUUCUGUCUAUUGUGGCUCAGACAGUCUUUCUUAGCAUCUUGAUGAAAUCAUUAGGGAAAAAGAACACUGUCCUCCUUGGUUUGGGCUUCCAGAUGUUCCAGUUAGCCUGGUAUGGUUUUGGAUCUCAGGCAUGGAUGAUGUGGGCAGCUGGGACCGUGGCUGCCAUGUCGAGCAUUACAUUUCCAGCUGUCAGUGCCCUUGUCUCUGGGAAUGCAGAGUCAGACCAGCAAGGAGUUGCCCAGGGGAUCAUAACUGGAAUAAGAGGACUGUGUAAUGGCCUAGGGCCGGCCCUGUAUGGCUUCAUUUUCUACAUGUUCCAUGUGGAACUGACUGAGUUGGAACCAGAAUUGAAUUCUAACAAUGCUGCCCUGCAGGGAGCUGUCAUCCCAGGCCCACCGUUUUUAUUUGGGGCAUGUAUAGUUCUUAUGUCUUUUCUGGUUGCCUUAUUCAUCCCUGAAUACAGUAAAGGCAGUGGAACUCAAAAACAUAGCAACAGCAUCAGCGGCUGCCUGACCAACACUCCAGAACGGGGCAAUAACGAGGACAUUGAGCCACUGCUGCAGGACAGCAGCAUCUGGGAGCUCUCUUCCCUCGAGGAGCCUGGGAAUCUUUGCAGAAAGAGGGAUUCUGUAGACGCCAUCUCUGAGAGCCACGGAGAAGCCGCACCACAUGGAGACUUUAAGGUGCUGGAAGGGAGAUACUAGUGACAUCCUCCAGGAUCUAGCUUGAGAAGGAACCACCCCUAUCCCUUUGUCUCCCUCCUCUUCCUCUUCCUUUUCUAUCAUUCUUUUUCUUUUGUUGAUACAUUAGGGCAAGUUAAGAUUUGAAAUACUUUUCUGCAAAUAAUAUGCAACCCUCAAAGUUAUCUGGAGUCCAUACUUUGAAACUCAAGUAGAAGUCAUUCCUGGGAGUUCCCUUGUGGCUCAGCAGGUUCAGGAUCUGGGUGUGGCCAAAUAAAAAGAAAAAAA